Molecule: messenger RNA, 5956 nt
Organism: Cebus imitator (Panamanian white-faced capuchin)
Lineage: Eukaryota; Metazoa; Chordata; Mammalia; Primates; Cebidae
Gene: TTK
Product: TTK protein kinase
Exons: 23
Coding region: 3061-5631 (856 amino acids)
Biological process (GO): peptidyl-serine phosphorylation; meiotic spindle assembly checkpoint signaling; chromosome segregation
Cellular component (GO): nucleus; kinetochore; spindle
Molecular function (GO): ATP binding; protein serine/threonine/tyrosine kinase activity; protein serine/threonine kinase activity
Source: RefSeq, a predicted model, not a curated record
GAUCCUAUCUCAAAAAAGGAAAAAAAAAAUUCAUUUGUGUCAGAUAAUUUGGAUGGAAUUUAAACGUUUUUCUUAUAUAACCCGUCCUAUAUUUAUUUUUAAGAUUGUCAGUCUUACUACUAUUCUUCAUAUUGGAGAAAAAAGAAAAAAAGGAACUGAGAAUCCUGCUUUUUUUCUGUUAUUUGUUAGCAUAGUUUGUUGCCUGCAUAAUUAAAUAAUACUUGAUGUCCAAGUAAUGUUCCUACUUGUCACUGCUGCCUUCCUUUGUAAAACGUAAUCUAAGCUGCCAUUGCUGUUUUUCUUUGUUUAUGAGGUAAGUUGUUAGCUAUCUGUGGCAUUUUUCUUUUCUUUUGGGCAUGUCUUGGUUCAUUCUGUGAUACUUAGCUUUCCUAACAGUAUUCAUACAAGUCUCAACAUUCUUAUGGGCUCACAUCACUCCUAAAUGCACUAAAAUCAGCAUACACUAGUAAUGUUUUAUCCAGAAUAAAUCACCAUAAAGCAGCACACAACUGAUUGCAUGCUGUAAGAACUGGGUUUAUUAUUGAUCAGAAAUUUAACUUUUGCCUAUAUACAAAGUAAAUCCAUAUAUAAUAAUAUCUAAAAUCAAAGUUUGGGCCUUAGUGAGCUUGGCCUCAAUAAUUGAAUAAGAAAUUCCUUGGAGGGGAUUAAUAUAAACACAUAAAUAAAUAAGGCAGCUGUGCUGACAGAAAAGUAAAAGAUUAGCAAAAAUGUGACAUGAUGAUAAUGACAAAGUUAAACAUGAUGAUAAUGACAACCAUUCAUUUAUGUGAUUAAAAUGGGAAACUUAUAAUCUUAAAAUAAGUCAUAAUCUUAUGGCUAAUUUUAUUGCUUUGUGAAGGGCUUCACUCUGAAUAUGAACAAGUCUAUCCACUGUCAGAUGCAGUCGAUAUUAAGCCAAAUGAACAAUCGUAUUGCAAGAAGUAUACAAAUGUGUUAAAUACAAUAGGAUUCUUAAAUACUCUAAUGGUUGUAAAUGUUAGUAUUUAGCUAACAUUUAGCCACUGCCUACAAGAGUACAAGGCACUGUUCUAAGCAAUAAGGAUGCGGUAAUGAACAAAGCAGACAAAAAUUUCUGCAUUAUGGAGUUUGUAUUCUAGUAGGGGUAAGGUUUGGAGAGUCAGAAAAUAAGAUAAAUAAAUACAUCAAAUAGGUUAAAACUAUAGGAUUUUACAGAUCACUGCUGUCCAAUGGAAAUACAAUGUAAGCUAUGUAUGUAAUUUUCAAUUUCCCAUUAGCCAUAUCAAAGUGUAAAAAGAAACAGGUGAAAUUAAAUUUUCAUACUUUUAAUUUUUGAAUAAUUUUUAAUUUACAAAAAAUUCCAAGGAUAUUAAAUAGUACAGAGACUGCUGUAUACCGUUCCUUCAGUUUUUCUGUUGUUAAGAUCUUGCAUUACUGUGAUACAUUUUUAAAACUAAGAAACCAAAUUGGUACCUUAUCAUUAACUAAACCUCAGACUUUAUUUGAAUUUUACUAAUUUUUCCAUUAAUGGCAUCCUCCUGUUUCAGGAUCCAGUUUAUGAUAUCACAGUUCAUUUAGUUGUCAUGUCUCCUUAGCCUCAUCUGGUCUGUGAUGGGGUGGUAUUAAUUUUAAUAAUGUAUUUUAUUUAACUUAAUAUAGCAAAAAUAUCAUUUUACUAUUUUUAAAAUUAUCGAUGUUUAUUACUUUUUCAUAUUCAGUCUUCAAAAGCCUGAGUGUAUUUUAUACUUUACAGUGCAUCACAUUUCAUACUCAGAUACUUUCACUGGAAGUACUUCAUCUACAUUUGGAUCUCACAAAAUUUACAGUUGAAAAAGUAAGUUCAUAUACUUACGUUCUUCCCAGUAUAAACAUCUUCCAAUAAAUUCAUGACUAAUGCCAGUUUAGAAAAAAGAAAGCAAAAAAAAAAAAAGUUUAAAAAGUUUAAAAAUAAUCCCAUUAGGUAUCAGUUUUCAAAUUGAAAUCUAAAUUUAAUUUGAUUAAGGUUAAUUGAUUUAAAAAUUCAGUUCCCAGUUGCACUAGACACAUUCAAGUGCUCAAUAGUCACAUACGAUCAUAAGGACUUUUGGUUUUAUUCCAAGCUAGAAAGGGAGCACUGAUGGGUUCUGAGCAAAGUAGUAACAUAAUCUGAUUUAAGAUUACUUUGCUAUGUCAGAGAAUAAAUUUAGGUGAAGCAGGGGCAGAAGCAGGGAGACCAGCCAGUAAGCUACUGCAGGUAGCAUCAGACGAGGAGUAACCGUUGCCCUGGACCACAAAGCCACUUAGCGGCAGAGCCUCGCACCCGCGAAGAUUACUAGGGAGAUGUUUUUACCCCUGAGGACACCUGAGCCCUUAAGUGGGGCAGGCUCGGAGGGAGGGGGGCUGAUAAGGCGAGUUCAGGCAGGGCAAUCAUGAUGGGCGUGUGAGUUCUGCUCAGAAUUUUGACAAAAGGGAGGGUCUUGGCUUGAAGACAGAGCAAGGAGUCAUUUAAGGAUACUGGAAGGGCAUAAGCGGAAGCUCGGAUAAAAAGCACUGAAAUUCUUGAGCUGGCGGCAGGGCCGAACCUAGCUCUGUGAAAGAUCCUUUCUUGCCACAUCCUCUCUAAGCCAGGCUGUGAGGAACGCGGGGAACGAAGGAGAAUGGUGGUGGUGGGGUCAGGAAGGGGCAGGCCCAAGGUGCAUCUUUUAGGUUCUGAUGCUGGAAGCAGCCUCCCGCGCCCCUGUAUUCCUCUCACCGGCGAAGUUUGCCCGGGAGUGACUACCUCCCAGGCAAAAAUUUAGUCUGGUUAAACUGGUAAGUGCAGGAAAGCCCGCCGAUUGGCGUCCGGGGAACGCCUGCAGGGUAACAGCACCCGCCCAAGCGCCACAAGGGUGGGGGCCAAGGCCCGGGCUCUUCCGGGGCGAGCCCUGCCAGAAGCAGGAGGAGGGGCGGCCCGGCGGGCACGAACCAAUCACUACAGACGCUUCCACGUGACUCGCAUUGACCAAUAGGAGGCCGUAGUGAUAGCGACGGGGAAAUUCAAACGUUUGCGGAAAGGAGUUUGGGUUCCAUCUCUUCAUAUCCCCAGCUCCGCUUACUGUAGAAAUGGAGUCUGAGGAUUUAAGUGGCAGAGAAUUGACAAUUGAUUCCAUAAUGAACAAAGUGAGAGACAUUAAAAAUAAGUUUAAAAAUGAAGACCUUACUGAUGAGCUAAGCUUGAAUAAAAUUUCCACUGAUACUACAGAUAACUCGGGAACUGUUAACCAAAUUAUGAUGAUGGCAAACAACCCAGAGGACUGGUUGAAUUUGUUGCUCAAACUAGAGAAAAACAGUGUUCCUCUAAGUGAUGUUCUUUUAAAUAAAUUGAUUGGUCGUUACAGUCAAGCAAUUGAAGCGCUUCCUCCAGAUAAAUAUGGCCAAAAUGAGAGUUUUGCUAGAAUUCAAGUCAGAUUUGCUGAAUUAAAAGCUAUUCAAGAACCAGAUGAUGCACGUGACUACUUUCAAAUGGCCAGAGCAAACUGCAAGAAAUUUGCUUUUGUUCAUGUAUCUUUUGCACAAUUUGAACUGUCACAAGGUAAUUUUAACAAAAGUAAACAACUUCUUCAAAAAGCUGUAGAACGCGGAGCAGUACCACUAGAAAUGCUAGAAAUUGCCCUCCGGAAUUUAAACCUUCAAAAAAAGCAGCUGCUUUCAGAGGAGGAAAAGAAGACUUUAUCAUCGUCUGCAGUAUUAACUGCCCAAGAAUCAUUUUCCAGUUCACUUGGGCAUUUACAGAAUAAGGUCAACAGUUGUGAUUCCAGAGGACAGGCUACUAAAGCCAGGUUUUUAUAUGGGGAGAACAUGCCCCCACAAGAUGCAGAAAUAGGUUAUCGGAAUCCAUUGAAACACACUAACAAAACUAAACAGUCAUGCCCAUUUGGAAGAGUCCCAGUUAACCUUCUAAAUAGCCCAGAUUAUGAUGUGAAGAGGGAUGAUUCAGUUGUACCAAGUUUUAUAAAAAGACAGACCUCUAGAUCAGGAUGCCGAGAUUUGGUUGUGCCUGGAUCUAAACCAAGUGGAAAUGAUUCCUGUGAAUUGAGAAAUUUAAAGUCUGUUCAAAAUAUUCAUUUCAAAGAACCUUUGAUGUCAGAUGAAAAGAGUUCUGAAUUUAUUAUUACUGAUUCGAUAACUCUGAAGAAUAAAACUGAAUCAAGUCUUCUAGCUAAAUUAGAAGAAACUAAAGAGUACCAAGAACCAGAGGUUCCAGAGAGUAACCAGAAACAGUGGGAAUCUAAGAGAAAGUCAGAGUGUAUUAACCAGAAUCCUGCUGCAUCUUCAAAUCAGCGGCAGAUUCCGGAGUUAGCCCGAAAGAUUAAUACAGAGAAACAUACCACUUUUGAGCAACCUGUCUUUUCAGUUUCAAAACAGUCACCGCCAAUGUCAGCUUAUAAAUGGUUUGAUCCAAAAUCUAUUUGUAAGACACCAAGCAGCAAUGCCUUGGAUGAUUACAUGAGCUGUUUUAGAACUCCAGUUGUAACAGACAACUUUCCACCUGCUUGUCAGUUGUCAACACCUUAUGGCCAACCUGUCUGUUUCCAGCAGCAACAGCAGCAAAUACCUGCUACUCCACUUCAAACUUUACAGGUUUUAGCAUCCUCUUCAACAAAUGAAUGCAUUUCAGUUAAAGGAAAAAUUUAUUCCAUAUUAAAGCAGAUAGGACGUGGAGGUUCAAGUAAGGUAUUUCAGGUGUUGAAUGAAAAGAAACAGAUAUAUGCUAUAAAAUAUGUGAACUUAGAAGAAGCAGAUAACCAAACUCUUGAUAGUUACCGGAACGAAAUAGCUUAUUUGAAUAAACUACAACAACACAGUGAUAAGAUCAUCCGGCUCUAUGAUUAUGAAAUCACAGACCAGUACAUCUACAUGGUAAUGGAGUGUGGAAAUAUUGACCUUAAUAGUUGGCUUAAAAAGAAAAAAUCCAUUGACCCAUGGGAACGCAAGAGUUACUGGAAAAAUAUGUUAGAGGCAGUUCACACAAUCCAUCAACAUGGCAUUGUUCAUAGUGAUCUUAAACCAGCUAACUUUCUGAUAGUGGAUGGAAUGUUAAAGCUAAUUGAUUUUGGGAUCGCAAACCAAAUGCAACCAGAUACAACAAGUAUUGUUAAAGAUUCUCAGGUUGGCACAGUUAAUUAUAUGCCACCAGAAGCAAUCAAAGAUAUGUCUUCCUCCAGAGAGAAUGGGAAAUCUAAGUCAAAGAUAAGCCCCAAAAGUGAUGUUUGGUCCUUAGGAUGUAUUUUGUACUAUAUGACUUACGGGAAGACACCAUUUCAGCAUAUAAUUAAUCAGAUUUCUAAAUUGCAUGCCAUAAUUGAUCCUAAUCAUGAAAUUGAAUUUCCUGAUAUUCCAGAGAUAGAUCUUCAAGAUGUGUUAAAGUGUUGUUUAAUAAGGGACCCUAAACAGAGGAUAUCCAUUCCUGAGCUCCUGGCUCAUCCAUACGUUCAAAUUCAAACUCAUCCAGGUAAACAAAUAGCCAAGGGAACCACUGAAGAAAUGAAAUAUGUUCUUGGCCAACUUGUUGGUCUGAAUUCUCCUAACUCUAUUUUGAAAGCUGCUAAAACUUUAUAUGAACACUAUAGUGGUGGUGAAAGUCAUAAUUCUUCAUCAUCCAAGACUUUUGAAAAAAAGUGGGAAAAAAAAUGAUUUGUAGUUACUGGUAAACUGUUAAAUACCACCUAUAAAAUAUAUUGGAUUGUUACACUUGACUCUCUGUGGAAAUCUACAAUUGAAGACAACAUCACUCUGAAGUGUUAUCAGCAAAAAAAUUCAGCAGAUUAUUUUCAAAAGAAAACUGUAAAAAUAGCAACCACUUACAGCACUGUAUAUAUUGUAGAAUGGUUUUCUCUGUUUUGUGCGCUUGUGUAAUCUGUUUGAUAUCAUUUCACUCUUGGAAUAGUGGGUGUAAAACAAAUAUAUUCUGAAAAACUUUGUAAAUAAAGUUUUGUGGCAUAAAAUGACACUAAAAUUU